Molecule: messenger RNA, 2885 nt
Organism: Kogia breviceps (pygmy sperm whale)
Lineage: Eukaryota; Metazoa; Chordata; Mammalia; Artiodactyla; Physeteridae
Gene: ADORA1
Product: adenosine A1 receptor
Biological process (GO): G protein-coupled adenosine receptor signaling pathway
Cellular component (GO): plasma membrane; dendrite; synapse
Molecular function (GO): G protein-coupled adenosine receptor activity
Source: RefSeq, a predicted model, not a curated record
CAGGAGGACUGUGAGCUGCUGCGCGCGGGGCUGAGAGCCCAGCCCUGCCUGGCGCGGCCUCAAGCCCUGAGCGGCACCAGGUGCCCGGAACUUUGGGCACAGCCUCUGGGACUCCCUGGCCACCAGCAGACGGGAUGGUGAGCUCCCUGCAUCCUGUUCUGUGGGCAUGGGUAGGCAGAGCCAGGCACAGCGGACCCCUGUGGGGUGAGUGUGUGCUGGGAACUGCCUCACACCUGAUAAAAAAGCCAGUGGAGGAGUGAGUGCUGCUAUUUUAUGUUGUCGAAUGGAUCCUCUGGGAUUGAUAAGGGGAGGGGACAAAGAUUCGGCAGAGAAAGGGUUAGGGUACCCCACCAGUUUGGGCAGGCACUAGAUGUGCCAAGUGGGGCACAUCUCCAAAGGGCAGCUGGACUUCCAGAGCUACCUGGGGUCCCCUCCCCUGCCUGCAGGCCUUCCCACCCCAGGCUUCCGUGACCACAGGUGCUUGCCUCCUGCCCCUUGGUGCCCGUCUGCUGAUGUGCCCAGCCUGUGCCCGCCAUGCCGCCCUCCAUCUCGGCCUUCCAGGCCGCGUAUAUUGGCAUCGAGGUGCUCAUCGCCCUGGUCUCCAUACCUGGGAACGUGCUGGUGAUCUGGGCAGUGAAGGUGAACCAGUCACUGCGGGAUGCCACCUUCUGCUUCAUCGCGUCACUGGCAGUGGCUGAUGUGGCAGUGGGUGCUCUGGUCAUUCCCCUUGCCAUCCUCAUCAACGUUGGGCCACAGACCUACUUCCACACCUGCCUCGUGGUCGCCUGCCCUGUCCUCAUCCUCACUCAGAGCUCCAUCUUGGCCCUGCUGGCAAUUGCUGUCGACCGCUACCUCCGUGUCAAGAUCCCGCUCAGGUACAAGACAGUGGUGACUCCCCGAAGGGCUGUGGUGGCCAUCGUUGGCUGCUGGAUUCUCUCCUUUGUGGUGGGCUUGACACCUAUGUUCGGCUGGAACAACCUGAGUGCUGUGGAGCGGGCCUGGGUGGCCAAUGGCAGUGUAGGUGAGCCCGUGAUCAAGUGCCAGUUUGAGAAGGUCAUCAGCAUGGAGUAUAUGGUCUACUUCAACUUCUUUGUCUGGGUGCUGCCUCCACUGCUUCUCAUGGUCCUCAUCUACCUGGAGGUCUUCUACCUGAUCCGCAAGCAUCUCAACAAGAAGGCGUCGGCAUCCUCUGGCGACCCGCAGAAGUACUAUGGGAAGGAGCUGAAGAUCGCCAAGUCGCUGGCCCUCAUCCUCUUCCUCUUCGCUCUCAGCUGGCUGCCCCUACACAUCCUUAACUGCAUCACCCUCUUCUGCCCUUCCUGCCAUAAGCCGAGGCUCCUCAUGUACAUCGCCAUCUUCCUCACACAUGGUAACUCGGCCAUGAAUCCCAUCGUCUAUGCCUUCCGCAUCCAGAAGUUUCGGGUUACCUUCCUUAAGAUUUGGAACGACCACUUCCGCUGCCAGCCUGCACCCCCCAUUGAUGAGGAUCCUCCAGAAGAGAGGCCCGAUGACUAGACUCCACCUCCUGCACACAUCUGGGGCAUCGCAGCCCAGUCCUCACCUCCCUGCUGUCCCGCCUGUCUCCCUUGUCUCCCUGACCCUUACUGGGCUUUGGGCUGUGAGCGCCCUGCACCUCGAGGUCCUAGAGGAGUUUUGGGAGGGCAGUCCAUGGGGAAAGAACGAGGUAAUCUGAGGGGAGGAGGAAAGUGGCUUGAGUCUCCCCACCUGCCUGACCAACCCACAGGCAGCCCAGCGCAUCAGGCUGAGUGGGGCUUGGGGACACUGAGACUGCCAUGGGGCCAUGUGGGCCAGAAGGGCAAGCUCAGCUCCCAUGGAGGGAAAGGAGGGGAGUCUGCUUGUCUUAGGUGGUAGUGGUACAGGCCUGGGACCAAGUUUAAGGAGAGGAGAAUAUCCCCGCCAAGAUGGAGGGAAGGAGAGAAACUAGAUGUCCUGGCCUUGUUUUCUCUCCUGUUCUGUAGCAGAAGGUGGCCAGAGCCACUGACAGGCAGGAAUCAAGGAGCCUCAGUCCCCACCUCCCAGAACCCUGUGUUCCUGGCCAUGCUGCAUGCCAGGGUGCCUGCUCUCUUUGCCCUGGGGAUUCCAGGGUUAUACUUGGGAGAGGCCGAAAGAGCGAGUCCAGAAAUAAUUUCCAGUGUUUGCUUUAUUCUCCACUAGCCCUUGCACCUGAGUGGAGGCUCCGAGCUCUCUGGAGCUCAUGUGGAAUGGUAGGUGUGGGCCUCAAACAGCCACUGGGAGACAGUGUUGAGCCCUCAUCCUUGCCCUGAGCCUCCCAAGUAGGAGACUUGGAGUGUAACUGCCUGUCCUCUGGGCCACCAGCUCUCGGUGAUGGGCAUGUGCCCUCCUAGGUGACACCCAUCUCUGUUGCUUCUGAGCCAGAUGGAGAGGAGAACCCCAGACAUGCCAACUCUUGGGAGUAUUCUGCCUGCCUGGGAAGUGAAUGAAGAAGGGAAAGUGGGCUGCUGUGGUCACGCUGGGAUGAAGUGGGACAGGGUGGUCAGGCCAGAGGAGGCUACCCUCCUAGGUGUAUGCGCAGGAAGGUCUUACCAGAAUUUAGGUACCCUCAGUACCCCUGACACUGAGCACAGUGUUCAUGGGCUUUGAGGCUCUGUUGCAGAGUCUAGGCCUUUAGACUAAACCCUUGGGGAAGGGUCCACUCCUGGCCAAGCCCAAAGCUCCUUAUACAGAGGAAUGAGGGCCCAGGUUCUAAGUGUGAAUAGCAACUCCAGACAUGAUUCCAGGCCCUUCCCUCUCUCAGAGGUGGGAUAUCCCCUGGCUCCCAGGGUGGGCCACUUGACUAAUAAAAGACUGUGAACUCUCAUGGAGAACGUACCCCACCACUAUCUGAGGGCAACAAACAACCUCAA